GGAGAGGAGUAAACCAAACUUCUCUCUCCCCCCAAAGUUUUCAUUUUUUUUUCCCUUUUCUCUCCUCCUCCACCCUUGGAUCAAAAUCAAUUAUCUGAUUUCAUUUUUACCUAAAUUUAGUAGACUGGAAGAAGAAGAAGAAGAAGAAAAAGAAAAUGAGAAUUUUGCUGAUUCUUAUUUGAUAUUAUUAUCAUGGAUUAUGAUGCUAGAAUUCAGAUGUCUAGAGGAAUUGUGGUUACUGAAGGAGGAUCUUCCCUUUCUCCUCCUCUAGAUGAAGAGACAUUGUGGCAAUUGAACUUGAGAGCUAAUGAAGCUAUGGAUCCUGGACCCUAUCCUGAGCGUCCAGGAGAGCAAGAUUGCACAUAUUACAUUAGGACUGGGCUAUGUAGAUUUGGAAUGACGUGCCGGUUUAACCAUCCUCCAAACAGGAAGCUGGCAAUUGCUGCUGCUAGGAUGAAGGGAGGGUACCCUGAAAGAGUGGGCCAACCUGAGUGUCAGUACUAUUUGAAGACCGGAACUUGCAAAUUUGGAGCCACAUGCAAGUUUCACCAUCCCAGGGACAAGGCUGGAAUUGCUGGAAGAGUUCUAUUAAAUAUUUUAGGCUAUCCUCUUCGAACGAAUGAGCAGGAAUGUGCUUAUUAUCUAAGGACUGGACAAUGCAAGUUUGGGAACACCUGUAAAUACAAUCACCCACAGCCAUCUAGUAGUAUGGUUUCUCUCCGUGGGUCACCUGUUUAUCCUGCUGUACAAUCUCCUACAACUCCUGGUCAGCAGUCAUAUCCUGGAGGAAUUACAAACUGGGUGUCAAGGGCCUCUUUUAUUGCUAGCCCACGUUGGCAAGGUCCUUCAAGUUAUGCUCCAUUAAUUCUACCCCAGGGGGUCGUACCCGUUCAAGGAUGGAAUGCAUAUGCUGGUCAGCUGGGGUCAGGUUCAUCUUCAGAAAGCCAGCAGCAAACAUCAGGAAGUAGUCAGUUUUAUGGGACUACCAGACCAAGUGACACAACAAGCGUAGGAGUUCAAGGAUUUUCUUCCUUUCGUUCUGGUUCUGCUCCUUCAGGGAUUUAUGCAUUGCAAAGGGAAAACGUGUUCCCUGAGAGACCUGAUCAGCCUGAAUGCCAGUUUUACAUGAAGACUGGUGAUUGUAAGUUUGGUGCCGUUUGCAGGUUCCAUCAUCCCAGAGAGAGAUUGAUUCCUAUUCCUAACUGUCUGCUGAGUCCCUUGGGACUUCCAUUACGUCCUGGAGAGCCUUUGUGCAUCUUUUACUCUCGUUAUGGUAUCUGCAAAUUUGGUCCAAAUUGCAAAUUUGACCAUCCUAUGGGACCCUUCUCGUUUGGUAUUUCUGCUUCAUCUUCAGUUGACGUUCCAAUUGUUCGCCGUCUUUUAGGAUCUUCAGCAGGGUCUGCUGCUUUACCACUGGCAUCAGAUGGGUCAGUAGAAGCAGGCUCAGGAAGACCACGCCGACUUUCACUGUCAGAGGCACGCCAAAUGCCUUCUUCUGAUGAAAACAUUGAUCCUGAGGUUUCAUAGACAACCUCAAGCAUUGGGAUAGUUUCUUCUUUUCCUGACUCCCCAUGAAGGACAGAGAAGAUCUUAUAAAUUGAGUACCCAUUUGCAAAAAAUGUACAGAAUUUCAUGUUGAGUUGAAUCUGUUCAUCUGAAUAUGGAUAACAUGACAGAAAACUCAACGCCACUUAUUUAUGUUGUUGCUGCAUCAUGUAAAUUUGCACAUAAUGUCGCAUUGUGCAAAACCAAUGUGAACAUCUCAAUUUCUGAAAUCCAUCACUUUUCGUUUGCAAACCACCUUUUCUUUUCUGUUCCACGUACUGUUUGUGUAUCAUUUGUCUGAAUUAACUGUGUAAUGUCUUAUUGUUG
Molecule: messenger RNA, 1872 nt
Organism: Papaver somniferum (opium poppy)
Lineage: Eukaryota; Viridiplantae; Streptophyta; Magnoliopsida; Ranunculales; Papaveraceae
Product: zinc finger CCCH domain-containing protein ZFN-like
Exons: 7
Coding region: 193-1527 (444 amino acids)
Molecular function (GO): mRNA binding; metal ion binding
Source: RefSeq, a predicted model, not a curated record